Messenger RNA from Dictyostelium purpureum, 2457 nucleotides. RefSeq lists its product as uncharacterized. Gene Ontology annotation, molecular function: deoxyribonuclease II activity. Lineage: Eukaryota; Evosea; Eumycetozoa; Dictyosteliales; Dictyosteliaceae. The transcript is spliced from 7 exons. Gene Ontology annotation, biological process: apoptotic DNA fragmentation. The record is from RefSeq and is a predicted model, not a curated record. The annotation marks the transcript as partial.
UAUGGUGAUAAUAAACAAAAAAAUUAUCAAGAGUAUCAUAAAUUUUUAAAGAGCAAAGAUAACAAUUUUGUAGUAUCUCAAGCACCAAGAUGUAAAACAACAGAAAAUGUGUAUCAAGGAGAAGCAAGAAAUAAAUUUAAUGGUAUGACGUCCACUAAGGAUGUAGAUUGGUGGUUUUUACAACAACUUUCAGGUGAUAAUGGUGGUGCAAUUUACACAGACAGCAGUUUAUCUGGUGAAAAAAUUAUAUCCGAAAUCAACAACUAUUAUACCAAAAAUAGUGAUAAAAUUCCAAAUCCAGUAACUAUAACAUAUGAACAAAUAUUAAAUAAUAAUAAUUACAAUAGUAUUGCAUAUAAUAAUGAACCAAGACAUAAAGUAAAAAAAGUUAAUGGUGUUGUAUAUACUGAUCCUACAACUCGUGGUGAUCCAGGUACAGGUGCACAUGCCAAGGGUUUUUUUAUUUGGAACAAUCAAGGAGGUAUUCAUGUAAUUCAAAGUUAUCCUCAGUCACCUGAAAAAGAUGGGGCUGAUGAAUUCUUUGAAAAAGGAACUGGGUUUAAUUUGGGUCAACAUUCAGUUUGUAUUAACUUAUCACCAGAUGAAUUAGAUAUUAUUCCAAAGCUUUUAAUUUAUGGUGAUUUUAUUAUUAAUGCAAUUAAUGGUAUAAACAUUAGAGAUAUAACCCACAAGCUAUCUGGUAUAACCAAGUUUAAUGACAUUAGAACUAGAGUUGGCUCAUUAAUCGAUACCAGUGCUUUUACAAAAAAUGAAAUCGCUUCAUUUAAAAAAUUAAAGAAAACAUUUGAUAUUUUUGAUCAAAACAUUUUCGAUACGAUUAUCUUUGAUCCAAAUACAAAUCAUUGGUCAAAAAAUACAAUAGAAUUAUCAAAAUGGUCCACAAUUGCAAGCCUGGUCAGUAACAAUGAUUUUUCAUCAUUUGAUUUCCAAAGAAAGAAUGUUAAAGACUGUAUACAUUACAAUAAGGUAAUGGAUCAAUCCAAUGGUGAUGGUCAAUACUUUGUUCAAACCUCAAACAAUAAUAUUCAUAAAAAAAAGGCAUCAUACCCAUUAUCAAAAAGAGGAUUUAAUAUGAUAUGGGAUUAUAUUGCAGAUUACUAUUACAACAACCAUCAAAAAACAGGUAAAUGGCUUAUUAACACAAUGCAAAGGGGUGGUAGUAAAAACGGUGAUAAAAUGGCCAAACCAUCAGAUAAAAUGAAUAUUGUCAGUAGAACUGAUGCACCAUGGUCUGUUAGUGAAUCUACAACAGAUGGUGCUCAACAUUCAAAGAUAUCAUAUUUAGUCGAUAGCACUGGUAAUCUAUUUUGUAUUGGUGAUCUAAAUUGGCAAGGUAAACAAGAAUCAAGGGGUGGUUGUGCAUUUUGUUCAAAAAAAUUAGAUUAUCUAGCUGAAUACUAUGAAAGUCGUGUCACUGUUAUUGCAGACCCUCCAACAACCCCAAGGUAUGAUAAGUUUGGACCAGAAGUUAUACCUUUUGGUACAGCAGGUUUUAAAAUUGAUUUCACAAAUUAUUAUACUGAUUUAGAAAACAAGGGGUUUUAUAGUGCUGCAAAUAGACCAGUAAUGGAAAUUAAAAAAUUAAAUCAACAAAAUAAUCAAUAUGAAUCUUUCAAUCCCAAAGUAAUAAUAGAUACUGAAGAUACAAAACCAUCUGUAGAUUAUGAUACGGAUGGCUCUUUUACAGAUGAUAUUACCAAUCUCAUCAAGAAUUUCAAUGGUUUAUUAAGUGAAAUCUAUAUCCCAAUAAAAUUAAAUAGAAUACAAGCUGCAAAUCCAACCUUCGAAAUUGACCAAAAAAUCGGUCUAUUUGUAUCUCCAAUCUUCAAAGAUGAAAUUAUUUUUUGUGAUUAUAAUGACCCUCAUUGCAAUUAUAAUCACGAUAACCAUUUAUUAAUAAAAGAUUUAGUUUUUAGAUUCGAAAUGCAAGAUUAUGAAACUAUAGUUCCAAGACAAUCAGAAACCAAUGGCGAAACCAGAGGUCGUAAAAUGAAUGUAAUUUUCAACCCCACCAUUUCUACUACAGCACCACCCAGCAUUAUCGAUAAAACAAUUGAACUAGUCAAAUUAGAAAAGGACAUUAAAGAAAUAUACGAACAUUUUGGAAUUGUAAGACAAACACCAAUUAGAUUUAUUAAUAUUGAUUUAACUGACAAAAAUAACCAACGUAUUUUAAUUGGAGAUUCCCAAAUGUGUGGAGAUGUUGAUAUUAUUUACUAUAAUGAAAAUUGCUAUGAUUUUUUGGUGUACUGCCUCUCUGAAAAGUAUGCUGUAAUCAACAACGGUAUAUAUAAUAGUAGAGUAGAUGGUUUUUCUGCUCCAACUGAUACCAUAAUGGGUGCUAUCGUAUGGCCUAAUGGAACUCCAAGUACAUGUUUUAUUCCAGAUGAACCAGAUAUGGUUAGUCAAUCACAAACAAUGAACGAUGAUGAUUAA